AGUCACCACCAUAAAAGGAUGUCAGCACUAUCUUUCUCAGAGCAACAUGCCGAGGUUAACCUACUUCGGUUUGGGCAAGUACUGACUGCAGAGCUGCGUCUACAGAGGCCAGAACAAGUCAGCAACAGAGACCUUGAACACCGCUGACACAAAAAUGAACAACAAUUCUAAUACAUCCUCUCAGGGAAGCAGCUGUGAUUUCUAUGCACACCACAGCAUAACCAGGAUCCUAAUGCCUCUCCAUUACAGCAUGGUCUUCAUCAUCGGGCUUGUGGGAAACUUGUUAGCCUUGGUUGUCAUUGUUCAAAACAGGAAGAAAAUCAACUCGACCACCCUGUACUCAACCAAUCUGGUGAUCUCUGACAUACUCUUCACCACUGCUUUGCCUACUCGGAUAGCCUACUAUGCACUGGGCUUUGACUGGAGAAUCGGCGAGGCCUUGUGUAGGGUGACUGCCCUGGUGUUUUACAUCAAUACCUAUGCAGGUGUGAACUUCAUGACCUGCCUGAGCAUCGACCGGUUCUUUGCUGUGGUGCACCCUCUGCGAUACAACAAGAUGAAAAGAAUUGAACAUGCAAAAUGCAUUUGCAUAUUUGUCUGGAUUCUAGUAUUUGUUCAAACACUCCCACUACUCAUAAAAGCUAUGUCAAAGCAGGAGGUGGGAAGGAUUACAUGCAUGGAAUAUCCAAACUUUGAAGAAACACCAUCUCUUCCCUGGAUUCUGCUUGGUGCAUGUUUUGUAGGAUAUGUGCUGCCGCUCAUAAUUAUUCUCAUCUGCUAUUCUCAAAUCUGUUGCAAACUCUUUAAAACUGCCAAGCGAAACCCAAUAACUGAGAAAUCUGGUGUAAACAAAAAGGCUCUCAACACAAUUAUUCUUAUAAUUGUUGUGUUUAUUCUCUGUUUCACGCCUUACCAUGUAGCAAUUAUUCAACACAUGAUUAAGAAGCUUCGUUUUCCUGGUCCCCUGGAAUGUAGCCAAAACCAGUCAUUCCAGGUUUCUCUGCACUUUACAGUAUGCCUGAUGAACUUUAAUUGCUGCAUGGACCCUUUUAUAUAUUUCUUUGCAUGUAAAGGGUACAAGAGAAAGAUUAUGAAGAUAUUGAAACGUCAAGUCAGUGUAUCAAUUUCCAGUGCUGUGAAAUCAGCCCCUGAAGAAAACUCACGUGAAAUGACAGAAACUCAAAUGAUGAUACAUUCCAAGCAUUUAAAUGAAAAGUAAAAAUUAAUUAAAUCUUGGAUUUAUACCAAAGUAAACUGUAUGAAGAACUUUGCGGGACUUUUCUCAUAAAGUAAAAUGAUUAUUCAACUUCCAAUUAGGAUUCUUUUAAACUCCUUUCAUUGGGCACUAUUUUCUACCUCCAACUUGGAAGUAAACUGAUAAAUAUGUAUUUUUUUACACUCAAGAGUACAACAUAAAGCUAAGUUCUAAUUUGUAAAUGAAAUGCUAUACCAAAAAGGAGCUCUUUUAAUAACUCUCAGUGUAAGACAAAAAGUUUUGUGUUUAUGAAAAUCUAAUCAUUAAUAUUUCCUGCCAAUAAUUUGGCAAAAGAAAAAAGACUGUUAAGGUUGUAUAUGCCAGUGUAAAAAUGUUAAUAUUGUAACAUAUUUCCUUUUUUUGAUAACAUAUUUCUUGAAUCCAUGUUUCUUUCAAUCUUACACUUGAUUGCCUCAAUAACACCAGCUUUUUUUUUUUACAUUUUUAUUGGGGAAUUGGGGGAG
Messenger RNA from Hipposideros armiger (great roundleaf bat), 1719 nucleotides. Its product is annotated as G-protein coupled receptor 183. Gene Ontology annotation, molecular function: G protein-coupled receptor activity; oxysterol binding. The record is from RefSeq and is a predicted model, not a curated record. Gene Ontology annotation, cellular component: membrane. Gene Ontology annotation, biological process: B cell activation involved in immune response; G protein-coupled receptor signaling pathway. Bases 155 to 1219 code for a protein of 354 amino acids. The transcript is spliced from 2 exons. Lineage: Eukaryota; Metazoa; Chordata; Mammalia; Chiroptera; Hipposideridae.